AUGCAAUCUCACGGAGACAAUCCCGACUUUGUGCUGUUCCCUACCCAUUUCACCGGUGACAACAAGAUGCUGGCCCUGGAUUCGUCCAGACAGCAGCAGGUCCCAUACUUCCCGCCGUUCCCAAUGGAUCCCACCUUUAUUGAUCCUCUUGCUACAUUCCAUGUGGAUGAUCUGAGUGGGUUCGCGCAGACCCACGAUCCAUCCAGUGCACCUCAGUCCUCAAACUAUGGUACGACGCCAAUCUAUUCCGAUUCCUACUUCGACGCCAAUAAAGCUGCCGGUUUCCCUUCCAUGCCCGCCACCCCCCCGUCUCUUCCUUAUUCUUCCGAUCAUUUCAUCCCCGGCCUCUCUACUGCAUCUGGUCCUUCAAUUGCGAGCGCCUCAUCCUCGGCCAUAGGAUCACCUAAUUCUGGCUCUGCGCAUGUCAUCCUGGAAGACUGGAUCCAGACACCGAACGGGCUGAGGCAUCCCACCGCAGUCAUGAGUGACUAUUACUCCAAUGAGUGCUUCGGGAAUGCGCUGGACUCGGACAGCCUCUACCAGCAGAAAUGUCCUGAGAGUUUUGUUGACCCUUCUGUGAUCCAGCCGAUGCUACAACAACUGCCUCACCUUUCUCCGCCUGAUAUCUCAUUCCCCGAUCAGUCGGACUUUAUUCUCGCGCAAGGCGGGUUUCUUCCGCAGUCCCCCGAUCCUUCCCACCUCCACCCCGCAGAAAGCUACACUGCAAACCAACCGUUCGCACAACCCGCCAGUGUUGUCCCGACGUCUUCCCCUUCCAUGAUGCAUUCUAUCCCCCAACCUCGUCCCGUUUCUGCCUUUGACCGGAGAUCAUCUAUCUCCUCCGUCCAGUCCCAGAGGUCCCACCCAAGCCCGGCUGCUAGCAACGCGGAGUCCGAAGAUGACAGCAAGGAGAAGGGCCGCUGCCCGUUUCCAGAAUGCAGACGAGUCUUCAAGGAUCUCAAGGCUCACAUCCUCACGCACCAGUCAGAAAGACCCGAGAAAUGCCCCAUUGUGACUUGCGAAUACCAUGUCAAGGGUUUCGCUCGCAAGUACGACAAGAACCGGCAUACUCUCACACAUUACAAAGGAACAAUGGUUUGCGGCUUCUGCCCAGGGUCUGGGUCGCCUGCCGAAAAGAGCUUCAACAGGGCGGACGUCUUCAAGCGCCACUUGACAUCAGUGCACGGCGUCGAACAAACGCCACCAAACUGCCGGAAGAGGAGCCCGGGUGCCUCCGCAAGCAAGGGAGCUUCCGGGUACAACCCCGAUGCGACCGGCAAGUGCUCGACUUGCUCCAUGACAUUCAGCAACGCCCAGGACUUCUAUGAGCAUCUGGAUGACUGUGUGCUUCGAGUUGUGCAACAGGAGGAGCCGAGCGAAGCCAUUAACCAGAAACUACUCGCGGAAGUCGAGUCUGAUGAAGAGGUGCAGAAGACGAUGGAGAAACACAACCUAUAUGACACGGCUGGCACCGUCGAGCUAUACAAUGACGAACUUGAUGAUGACGAUGAUGACGCUUAUGAAUUUUCGAAACCGCGUUCGGGCAAAGGCUCGUUGAAGACAACAAAAGGAAACUCGGGCGCGGUCACCCGUCCUAUUUUGGGCGUCAACAAUGCUGUCUCUAAGCAUUCGUCCAAUGCCACCGCUAAGAUGCGUGCAACCACAUCCAAGAGACGAAACAACCGUGAUCGGUAUCCCCAGUCCUGGGGGUGCCCCAGCAGCAGCAUCAAAACGAAGAAGCGUGUCCUCUGCGUCUUUGACGGUCAACGCCGCUUGUGGAAGGAUGAGAUGAUGCUCGAUAAUGAGUUCGAAGUCCGGGUCAAGCUUCCCGGUGGUGCAGGAGAUGGCACUACCCGGGAAGCAUACGUGACCGACUUGGACGUCGAGACGCUGAAGCGUGCCGAGGGUGUUUUGAGUGCCAGCGAAGAAGAACGUGGCCCUUGGAUCGACAACCAGUCCACACAGCUCAUCGGACAGCCGGCGGUUUUGCUGCCUGAUAUGUAUCAACCGCAUGACGCCGAGAUGGAAAUGAUGAUUUGA
Molecule: messenger RNA, 2040 nt
Organism: Aspergillus sclerotioniger CBS 115572
Lineage: Eukaryota; Fungi; Ascomycota; Eurotiomycetes; Eurotiales; Aspergillaceae
Gene: zfpA
Product: putative C2H2 finger domain protein
Exons: 2
Coding region: 1-2040 (679 amino acids)
Source: RefSeq, a predicted model, not a curated record